GUGCGGCGUGCGCGCGGCGCGGCCAUGCCGGGCAGGAAGUCUUCCAAGGAGAAGAAGCGGCGCCGCUCGCGUUCCUGCUGCCCGGAGGGAGCCCCGGGACCGGACGGCAGCGACAGGAAGCGGCGGAGCACCGAGUCCAGCCACGGUGCCCUGGAGGAAACAAAAUGCAGUGUACUCUCUGGAGAAAAAGUGGAAGAAGCUGAACAACCCAGUGAUAUAGAAGAAGGAGGAUUAGAUCUCACUGUGUCACUCAAACCUGUCAGUUUCUACAUUGGGGACAAAAAGGAAAUGCUUCAACAGUGUUUCUGUGUCAUAGGGGAGAAGAAACUACAGAAGAUGCUGCCUGAUACUUUAAAGAACUGUUCCAUGGAUGAAAUCAAAAGACUUUGCAUGGAGCAGUUGGAGCUGUUAUCUGAAAAAAAACUGUUGAAGAUACUUGAAGGCAAGAUUGGAGCUGAUUCUGAUACUGACGAGGAGGCAGAUGGAGGAGACAAGACUGGAGGUGAUUCAGUCAGUCAACAGGACAACAGUAUAGACUCAACUUCUUCUCUGAGAGAAGACAGCAAGCUGGAAGGUCAGGAGUCAAAGCAAGGCAAGGGAGAAGAUAGUGAUGUCCUCAGCAUAAAUGCAGAUGCAUAUGAUAGUGACAUAGAAGGCCCAUGCAAUGAAGAGGAUGGUCCAGAUGUGCAAGAGAGCACUGUCAGAAGUGGAGCUGGCCAGAUAGAUGACCUUCAGAAGGACAUUGAGAAGAGUGUGAAUGAGAUUCUGGGGUUGGCAGAGUCCAGCCCGAAGGAGCCCAAAGCAGCAGCCUUAGCUGUUCCUCCAUCAGAAGAUGUUCAGCCAUCAGCACAACAGCUGGAGCUUCUGGAACUCGAGAUGAGGGCCAGAGCUAUUAAGGCUCUGAUGAAAGCUGGUGAUGUAAAGAAACAUCCAUGAGACUCUUCAGAUUUCAUUUUCAUUAUUUGUUUCGAAAAAGGUGAUGUCUGUUCUCUUCAGUGCUAUGUUUGGGUUGGGUGUGACAUUCCUCGUUCAGACUGUAUUGUGUAUCCUGACCUGUGGUUCAGUGGUUUUGUUGCCUUUAGUGUGCUGCUUCCAUGACAUUCACAAACAGUGGUUGAUGCUUCCCUGAGAUGAGGUGUCCUUGUGCUGGGUUACUUCCUCAGGGAGUCACACCACAUAUGGAGCUGUGCCAGGUAUCUGGUGCCUUCCGGAAAGGUUCUUGUAGAAACAUGGAAUCAUUGAAUGGUUACGGUAGGAAGAGAUUUGAGACUGCUUAAUUUUUCUUGGGGCCCAUCUCAUCAUAAUGUAGGUACUCUAAUUACAAUGU
Molecule: messenger RNA, 1327 nt
Organism: Melozone crissalis (California towhee)
Lineage: Eukaryota; Metazoa; Chordata; Aves; Passeriformes; Passerellidae
Gene: CAAP1
Product: caspase activity and apoptosis inhibitor 1
Exons: 6
Coding region: 25-936 (303 amino acids)
Source: RefSeq, a predicted model, not a curated record